GUGGUCUUGUUGUCACACACCUGCAGUCAGUAGCGGGAACUUUGGUGGGUAGCACUUUUUCCCAGAGACACACCAGACUGCAGUUAUGUCAAACUCUCAAGAGCAGAGCCUUGAUGAGAAUGCAGUGUUCCUGCCGGUGAAUGAGUCUUCCCCAGAGUUCCUCCACUGUGAGAAGGAGCGACAAGCAGUGGAGAGACUCCUGAGUGCAGGACCAGAGGCGUUCUACAGCGCCGUUGGCACAGAGCGCUCCGGCUGCUUCUUGUCUUCUGAAGAGGUCAGCCAGAUAACCAGCUGGGCUAAGAGCUAUCACUUUUACCAGCUGCAGGUGCAACGGGAGGAGAAUGGAGUGGACGGCAGCUCAGAGAUGGAGGACUUCUGCUCCACUUACUUCCCUUGCCACUCAGACACACCGGCCCCGUACCUAGACCUGGGCUGGCCUGAAAAAAGCUCCCGGGUGCAAAUGGGAAGCGUUACAGUCCACGCCAGUCCCCCUGCUGAAGGAGAACCUCCUGUCAGAGAGAUAAUCCGACGGCACUUGCAAAAGGCCAGCCAAGUAAUUGCCGUUGUGACGGACAGAUUAACAGAUGGUGCAAUAAUUGGCGAUUUACACAAUGCUGCCUCCCGGGGUGUCCCUGUCUACAUCAUCCUGAACCAAAGAUCCAUCCAGGAGAAUUUCAUGCUCAACAGGCUCAGGCAUCCGAACAUGCGUGUCCGCGUUCUCGGGGGGAAAACCUUCUGUUCGAGGACGGGAAGUACGGUGGUCGGAGAGAUGAAAGACAAGUUCCUGCUGGUGGAUGUAGAGGCAGUGAUUCACGGCAGCUACAGCCUCACAUGGACAGACGCCCACCUCCACCGGCAGCUCGUCACUGUCCUAAGCGGCCCAGUUGUUGAUUCAUUUGAUAGGGAGUUCAGGAUACUCUUUGCUGCUUCGCUCCCAGUCCCAGACACAUGGACGGUUGCAGGUACCCAUGUAGAUGUGACUCACCAGCCAAAAGACUUCUCAGACCUCCGGUUCAAAAAACGACUCUCCUUGGAGCCGGAUAUCACCAACUCUCCAUCUCCACCUGCUGUACCCCUCCUGGACUGGGAGGCCAUGGGUGUUGUCCAGAGAGACCGCUGUUUCCCGGACAGUCCUCUUGAUCAACAUGAUGAAAGCAUGGUCAAGGAAAUGCCACUGAAGAAUACCAUGCUGUUUGAUAAAAACACACCCAUUGCGGACAGUUUUAUUAACAAUGGAGAGCAAUUUGUGGAUAAAAAAAGGGUUGAACAAAUAGUAGAAAAGGCUAUUUCCAGGCAACUCUCCAUUGAGAAGAGAACCAAUUUAGAUGACAGAACAACAAGACUUGAUGAUAAAAAAGCAGAACCAACCUGCAAUGUCAUCAUACUUCCCUCUGCUAAGAGCAGAGAGCACUCAAGGAAGGAGCCCAUUUUGGAGGAAGAGGGAAGCUUGGAUGAAACUAGCUGCAAACUGGAGAACACACCAUCUUGUAGAAAACCUGUAAUCCUGAGGGUGCCGCAGUCUGAGGGUUUCAGCUCUCUGAGUGACAUUAUGAAGAGGCUUAUGCCUCAGCAGAGUACUUCAGGGCUGCUCAAGAAAGGAUCGAAGGCUGCCACGUCAGAAAUGAGCCAGUCCAUGAUGGACCUGAGCGUACACAACACAGAUGCAAAUCAUGAUGCGAGAGGAGUCCCAGUGCCAAGGUUCAAGGCUAGUUGCUUCGACCCGGGUCAUAUGACGCCUGCUUUUGCUCUGAUGAAGAGGAGGAACGAUGACUUGAAGUCUGUACUGUACGGAACUCCAAAAAACUUUCUGCCCAGAGAGAGGCCUCGCAGUUCCAGUUACGGUCUCAGUGUGGACUGGAGGAGGUCGCUGACAGAGAGGGAGGGGGAACAAGAAUGAGGAGCGAGGACA
Molecule: messenger RNA, 1909 nt
Organism: Xiphias gladius (swordfish)
Lineage: Eukaryota; Metazoa; Chordata; Actinopteri; Istiophoriformes; Xiphiidae
Gene: sack1e
Product: family with sequence similarity 83 member E
Exons: 7
Coding region: 86-1897 (603 amino acids)
Biological process (GO): epidermal growth factor receptor signaling pathway
Source: RefSeq, a predicted model, not a curated record